This is a messenger RNA of Closterium sp. Naga37s-1, 1185 nucleotides long. The record is from the annotation of a GenBank genome assembly. Lineage: Eukaryota; Viridiplantae; Streptophyta; Zygnematophyceae; Desmidiales; Closteriaceae.
AUGGAAGGAUCGUCCGCGGACGACAAGACUCCGCGCGGGCGCAACGUGGCCCACGCGCGCGGGGGCAACAUGGGCGGAACGUUCCCCAUGCGCAGCCCGGGGAAGGCGGGAGCAGGCGGAGGGCAACAGCAGCACCGGGAUAAGAAAGGGCAUCAUCAUCAUUACCACCAUUCUAAACAUAACCUAGGCACGCUGCAGAAGCUACUGCCGUGGAUAACCAUCGGGUUACUCUCCCUCAUUGCCCUCGUGCUGCUGGGCUCCGCGCUUUUUCCAGGCUACAUCUUCAUGUGCCCGGAGACCAUCAUGCGGUUACCAGAGCACUGUGUGAAGCUCGAGAGCGACCCGGUGCAGCACGACUGGGUGUCCGCCGUCCUCCCCUUUGACUGCCUCCAAGCUCCCCAGUCCUCCCCCGUGAUCGCGCACCGGGUGGACGAUGUCAAGUAUGACUUCUUCUUGUCUCUGCUAGACUUUGGCACGAGGAGACGGCCGAACCGGAAUAUGGUUCGGCUGAUGGAGGACCGGCCGUUCCUGAAGCCGGAGCUAGCUGUGGCCAUGCAGUCGGUACUCGAGAUGCUGAUUGAGGCCAAAGCUGUGAGACCCGACUCUUUGGUCAUCGACGCGGGGGCGGGCAUAGGGGCGGCGGCGUUUGCAGCGGCAGCCAUGGGUGUGCGCGUGUUGGCGCUCGACCCUGUGCUGGCCAACGUGCUCAAGAUGUGCGAUGCGGUGCAUUUGAACCGGGUGGCAAAGAGAGUGAAGCUUCAUUUGGCUGCCGUGUCAGACAGUGUGGGCAACAUCACGAUCCAUAAUAUCCUAUCCAAUCUAGAGCACAGUGCAGUCACAGCAGCCGUGCUCACCCUCGCAUCAAAAGAUGCCCCUGUGAUUCCCACCACAGUGGAAUCCCUCCCUAUAGACUCCCUCGUUUUACCAGACCAGCAUGUGGCUGUAUUGAAGGUGACUGUACAGGGGUGGGAGCUCCAUGCUUUUAGGGGCGCUGCUGGGUUGCUCAGCCGCCCACCGAAAGAGGCGCCUUUUGUCCUUUAUGAAGAGGACAGGAUGUUGCUGCGGGCGGGGAACACGACGCCGGCUGCUGUGAGGGGGUAUUUGGCGGGGUUUGGUUAUAGUGAGUGUGACCAAGCACAUGGGCUUGUGCACUGUAGGAAAAAGGGUUCUCUGCUUGAUUCUUAA